This is a messenger RNA of Musa acuminata AAA Group (dessert banana), 1582 nucleotides long. RefSeq names its product homeobox protein rough sheath 1-like. Lineage: Eukaryota; Viridiplantae; Streptophyta; Magnoliopsida; Zingiberales; Musaceae. Bases 118 to 1158 code for a protein of 346 amino acids. The record is from RefSeq and is a predicted model, not a curated record. Gene Ontology annotation, biological process: regulation of transcription by RNA polymerase II. Gene Ontology annotation, cellular component: nucleus. The transcript is spliced from 6 exons. Gene Ontology annotation, molecular function: RNA polymerase II cis-regulatory region sequence-specific DNA binding; DNA-binding transcription factor activity, RNA polymerase II-specific.
CCUCAUCUUUCCCUCCUCCUCCUCUCUCUCACCUCAAGUCUCAAUUCUCGUAAUAAAAUAGGUGCAAUAAUCCGGCUUCUCUCCGCAGGCUUCCCUUCUCUUUUCUCAGUGGGUGGGAUGGAGGAACUCUCUCACUUUGGCGGUGGAAGCACCUCAAGGGAGUCUUUCUUAUACCUUCCCUCAGCAGCCACAACCACGGGAUCAGCUCCACCGCCUCUGAUCGCGGCCUCGUAUGGCCGGAAUUCUUACCCCGGCACUGCCAAAUUACCUUACCUCAAACAUCCACCCCUCAGACCUGAAGCCGGUUCUUCUCGACAACCAUCUCGAGUAAGAGCAGUGGAAGGAGGGGAGAUAUCUGCAAGUAAUACAGAAGACAUCAAGGCCAAGAUCAUGUCUCACCCUCAGUAUUCGAGUCUUAUUGGAGCCUAUAUCGACUGCCAAAAGGUAGGGGCCCCGCCGGAUGUGGUGGCACGGCUGUCGGCCUUGGCCCAAGAGCUCGAGUCGCCUUGGAGCUGCCGUCAAGAGCCCUCCUCCGACCCCGAGCUCGAUCAGUUCAUGGAAGCAUACUGUGAUGUAUUGAUGAGGUACCGGGUGGAGCUAACGAGGCCCUUUCAAGAAGCCAUGGACUUCCUAAAGACGGUGGAGUCACAGUUCAACGCGCUCACCAACACUUCCUCGUUGCGGCUCUUCUCCUCCGAUGAAAGAUGUGAAGAUGUUGCAUCCUCCGAAGAGGACCCUGAUGCCAGCGGUGGAGAAGCUGAUAUUUUAGAGAUUGAUCCAAGAGCCGAGGACAAAGAGCUGAAGCACCAUCUGCUAAAGAAAUAUAGUGGGUAUUUGAGCAGCCUUAGGCAAGAGCUAUCCAAGAAAAGGAAGAAAGGAAAACUACCAAAGGAAGCCCGACAGAAACUGCUCAAAUGGUGGGAACUCCACUACAAAUGGCCUUAUCCGUCGGAAUCAGAAAAGUUAGCUCUGGCUGAAUCGACCGGCCUUGAUCAGAAGCAAAUCAACAAUUGGUUUAUAAACCAAAGGAAACGGCAUUGGAGGCCGUCGGAGGACAUGCAACUCAUGGUGAUGGAUGGUUUUCAUCCGCAGAAUGCUGCUGCCUUGUACAUGGAAGGGCAUUUCAUGGGUGAUGGUCUUUACCACGUCGGUCCAUAAUUAAUGUACACCUACUUGCAAAGUUCCCCAGUGGGAUAGCUAAAAGCUAUCGAUUUGAGCUAAACUUAGCAACACAUUUCUGAAAGCCACAAUCCCCAGUAAACCAAAUCAACCUGAUCUUUCUGAGCCCCUGCUGAGGGGAAAUCUUUGGAGGUUUUAAGAUUUCAUUUGCCAUCUUCAUUUUUCAUGGAACUUAAGGGUCAUUUUGGCAGGUCAGAUAUACUGUACUGUGUGACAAGUCUUUUAGGUGGUGAAAGUGCAACUCUCUGCAAGUUAAUGCUUGCAGUUUAAUUUUAAUUAGAGGCAGCGGCAAUAUGAGCUUGUGAAAUCGAAAGAUUGCAUAAGUGCAGUGUUUGACUUUGUUGAUAUUGUGUGAUAUGUUGAUUUAAUAUCAAUCCUGUGGAAAAAAGUUGAGUUUUUGUGA